CCCCGCUGCCCCGCCAGCCCAUCUUGCCGGUAAUGGGCGGUCAUUUCAGCGGCUUAACGAAGGUGGCGGAGUCGGGGCCGGUCGUCAGAUGGAUCGAAAAGCCGGCGUCCGGGCGGAGCUGUUGAAGGCCUGACGAGUCGGUCGGCCGGCUGGUGGGUCUGGAGUCUGGAACGGGCGCAGGAUGGCCGGGCUGAUCAAGAAACAGAUUCUCAAACACCUGUCCAGGUUUACAAAGAACCUCUCGCCUGACAAAAUCAAUCUAAGUACACUGAAAGGGGAAGGUCAACUGACAAACCUGGAGCUUGAUGAAGAGGUGCUGCAAAAUGUCCUAGAUCUGCCCACGUGGUUGGCUAUCACCAGAGUGUACUGCAAUAAGGCAGCCAUCAGGAUACAAUGGACGAAGCUCAAGACCCAUCCCAUUUGUCUGUUCCUUGAUAAAGUGGAGGUGGCAAUGAGGACUUGUGAAGAACCUCGUCCUCCAAAUGGGCCCUCUCCAAUUGCCAUUACAGCAGGUCAAAGUGAAUAUGGCUUUGCUGAAAAGGUUGUGGAGGGAAUGUCUAUCGUAGUAAAUUCCAUUGUUGUUAAAAUUGAAGCAAAAGCAUUCAACACUUCCUUCGAGCUGUGGCAGCUACAAGGUUAUAGUGUAAAUCCCAAGUGGCAGCAGAGUGAUCUACGAUUCACGAGGAUUACAGAUCCAGAGCGAGGGGAGGUUUUGACUUUUAAAGAAAUAAACUGGCAAACACUUCGUAUUGAAGCUGAUGCCAUCCCAGGUGAUCAGAGCAUUAUCAGCACACCGCUAAGACUCAUCACCAAUCAAUCAAAAAUCAGACUUGUACUUAAGAGAAGGGUGAAGGAUUGCAAUGUAGUUGGCUCGAAGCUCAUGUUCCUGCUGGAUGAUUUGCUGUGGGUUCUCACUGACUCGCAAUUGAAAGCAAUGAUUGAAUAUGCACAGUCUCUCAGCGAAGCUAUGGAAAAUUCUGCCAAACAGCGGAAGAGAAUGGCUCCGGACACAGCAGGGACUAGUGGCUUAGCAUCUGGUACUCAUCAGCAACGAACACAACCACCGCAUACAAGUAACAGCUCAAACAGCAUUAGCCAGUACUUUGAAAUGUAUGAUGUGAAAGAAUCAUCCUAUCACAGUCAUAUCUCACGGCUGGAUUUGCAUAUAUGUGACGAUGGUCCCUCCAUGGAAGAAGGAGGGUCCAAACAUCGAGUAGCUGGAGGAGCUAUACAGUUAACAUUUAAAAAUUUGAGUCUGGAUUACUACCCUUUCCACUGGGCAAAUGAUAGUUGUAAACAUUGGGUUAGGCACUCUGAAGCCAUGGAAUCCAGAGCACAAUGGGUUCAAGACCUGCUGCAAGAAUUUCAGUCCAAAGUACAAACAAUAGUAGAUCACCAUGAGGACACGACAGUUGUAAAAUCUCCAACAAAGGAAUCUCCCAGUAAAUGGAAAGGUCUGCAAGACUCUGGGGCUGGGAGUUCAGCAGCAAGAGUAGGAUCACCAACUUGGAAGGCAAGUGCUUCUGGCAAAAGACGAGCAAGUGACCAAUCAACAGCAGCUACUUCUCCUGAUUCUUGGAAACUAACGUGGAGUAGGCUGCUCUCCAGCUGUGUGGUUGUCCGUGUUGAUGACUUGGAUGUUUAUCAGGUCUCAGCAGCAGGUCAGCACGGAAAGAAGCCUACGACCUUGCUUUCCUGCAACAGGGUGUCCUACCAUCUUCCGCCUGGCAUGUCAGCAAUUCACAUUGAAUUUACUGAAUACUAUUUCCCUGACAGUAAAGAGUUUCCUGUGCCUUGCCCUAAUCUUUAUGUGAAGUUGAAUGCCUUGCAAUUUACAUUGGAUCCAGUGAGUAUGCUAUGGGUGAACUCCUUCUCUUUGGACCUUUAUCAGACCCUUCAGCAGUUCAAAGCCAUCUAUAAAUUGAAUAAUUCUGUGAAAGUGGAUGAACAUGUUGACUUUUGCAUGAAUGGACUCAUGUUGAAGCUGGUAAUUCCAGUGGACCAGAAGGUAAUGGCUCAUCCAGACAAGCCACAAUACCUUACCAUUCAGACUUCAGAUGUUGUGGCUACGAACACACGACACUCCCCGAAUUGCAAGCACUCUGAUCUCCAAAUGAUGCUAAAAGCCUUUAAAGACUCUGAAUUCUUUCAUGUGUCUUAUAAGGAGUUCCCCAAAUCUGUAGACAGUUUUGAUGUGCUUCAAGGUGUAUUUUUUCAUCAUGCUUAUGAGCAACAAAUUAAUCUAGACAGAAUUUGCACUCAGAAGAACUUUGGCCAUGAUGCAUUAAAAGCGUCAUCAGCUGCAGACAUGUGGUCACUCCAUUUUUCUCAACUCUGGUUGGACUUUGAAGGUAUAGAGAGCUCAAAAGACAAGCCUUUCAGUUUUGUGGAUGCAUUUCCUCUUUCCAUAUGGGUAUCUCAACCAUCCAAGGCACAAUCAAGUUAUUCAACAUCUGCAUACACUACUAAUUUAGAAGAUUGCAAAAGUAGUGUGGGUCAUAAAUUUGGUAUGCACAGCUGCACAGAGCCCUUUGGAAAUGGGCUGCAGGAUUUCAUGGCCACGCAAACACUCAGAUCUUCUGAAGGAAUCGAUGCACAUCUGACCACUCAACAGGCAAGAGUGAAAGAAUCCAACAGAAAGGAUGACUCUGAGGCAGACGUUCACGUUCUUGUGUAUAGCACUGCCCAUGUGAAAGCACGCAUGAACCACUACCAUUACCUUGUGUUACUGCGGCUAAAGGAAUGCUUUGCUCAGCUACAGGACGACUUGACUCAGGAUAGGGAAAGGUUGACUAAGAAUACUGUUAACUCUGGUAGUACUUGUAUCGGAUUGUUGAUUAAUAGUGCUGAAAUUGCUUUACUGCUCCAUCCUGUUCCAACCACAGAUUGCGAUGUACAAUCCCAAAACUCUGAAAGCACAAGCCUUGCUGAGUCUGAGCUUUCACUUUCUGAUAGUAGAGAAAGAUUGGCUGAGGAGGACAAGCCUUUGGACAGAACAACAAGUGAUCAGCUGGACAAUACCAUCAGUUCUAUGCAUGAUAGUGGAAUUCACAAUGGGGACUCAAGUACGGUUACCUUAUUGGACUAUGGAGUUUCAGCACAAGAUGGAACUGUUGUGAGUGGUGCUCCCUUUUCUAAUGCUGACACAGUGACAAAUCAAUCAUCUGAAAAAGGACCUGUGGAAGAAGCAUAUGAAGCAGUAGAGUCACUUGUCACUGAGAUUCCUGAAGAUACCAAUGAUCACUGCAUCCCAAACACCACUUUAGAAAAGAGCGAGUCCUUGACUUUGAAUCCACAAAAGAGUAGGGCAUCAGACAAUAUUGCACAGAUGGACCUUGCUCCUUUUGGGGAUGUUGGUGUGGAUUCAACUCCAUUGAGUGUAUCAAAGGAUGUGGCUAAAGAAGCUCUGCUUAUGACUGUGGAUUUAACUAAAGAAGCUGUUUCUCUCACAAAAGAUGCUUUCAGUCUCAGCAAGGAGAAGAUGGCUAACACUAUGCAAAAGAUGCUUUCUCUGUCAUCCUCUAGAGAACAGAUCUCCAAAGGUGAAGACAAUCUGUCCUCUUCAUUAUCCAGCACUAAACUGCGAUUUUUAAACAUGAAACGCACCUCGUCACAGCAUUCCUUGGACACUACGUCACUUGAUGGCAGCCUGACAGAAGAUCAAGUAUCUGUAGACAGUGACAGCAGUGAGAAAUAUGUAAUUCUCCUUGAAGCAGAAUCAGGGCAGGAAUCACUUCUCCCAAACACCAGCAUAGACCUUAUACCAACAAUGGGCAGCAAUCAGAGUCUUCCAGAAAGUGUAGAUGGAGGGCACAGAGGAGAGGGAUUUCACAAACACUCUACGGUCACCAACUCCUUGACACCAAGUGAGGAUGAUUCCAAUGCCGAACAGGCUUCAGUGCUGUUACUGAAAAUACAUGAAGUGAAUUGUGCGAUUGGCAUAAGAGGUGAUGACGUUGCUGUCAGUGUCCAGGCGAAAGAAGUGAUUCCUGAUCAGCUGGGUAACAUGAGUGUGCAGAAGUUUCUGAGCAGCCAUACAACUGGCUUUCGGAAGGCUUGUCCAGUGGAGUCAAACAGAACACAACCUGCUGUGUGCUUGAGAUUUGAAUCGGGGCCAGGCUCAGCCGUUCACUCUCCACUUGCUGUUAAGAAUGGAUUUCUGCAAUUUCACAUUAAUAAUUACAGCGCAGAGCUGUCAAUGUCCUCACUCACAAACCUGGGUCCUUUCUUGGAGGAUGAAAUUAUUCCAGAAGUCAUUCCAAUGAAGAUAGAACUUUUUGACUGUAAAAUUACUCUUAAGGAUGAUGGCCCAAGACUAUAUCCGACAUCUCCAGGUCCUGUCCCCAUAAUUCUUCAUGUUGAUCACCUGAUGGUACAGCGAGUUGAUGAUGGGACAUUUUGUAUAAUGGCCUUGCAGACAAGCCAAAAUGAAGCCGUUGUGGAGAAUGAAGAGACUCGUUUGGUCAUGAGUGGAUCUCAUCAGGUCAAACUUGGAAUGAUGAAAAGUGGAGGAAUGCAGCCACACUCAGAGGUUCAGAGUUCAUCAGAUCUGACUCUUGCAAAGGACAUGAAUGAGCUCCUUAGGCAGGAACUUGCCUGUACAAAGGAAGCCUUGAAGAAGGCAAAUCAAGAUAAAGAGAGAUUGCUGCAAGAAAUAAAGAAGCUAAAUCCUGAAUUUACACUUUGAUUAUCACAGGUUCAGCAUAUUGUUAUCACUACUGACAGCCAAGACAACAAACACCUAACACAAACUUUACUCAGUGAUUUGGUUACCAGAAAGAGAUCAGCAUAAUAGGCCUCAGUCACUCAGUGCACCCACCAAGAUACGCAAGAAUGAGGUUUUUGAAUAUGCACAGAAGAGACUGAACCAACGAUGCUCUGUUUUCAUUCAUGUCAACAACAUAAUACCUUGGCUAUUGCAAGUAGCACAAUUGAAGAGUGAUUUUUUUAAUGUAACAUUUACAACUCCAUAUGGUGAAGUUGGUAACCACCUUUGGUUUUAAAAAAAAACUGGAGUUUGCAAUGUGGAAGCAUUAUGGAAGGAAAUUCUGACAGAAAAUUGAUGCAUUUGGGUUCAGAAGGUUAAGAGUGUUAAAUGAGUACUGUUUACAAUGAACAAUUGGGUGGAUUGGUUUACAACAAAGUUUUGUUGAUGUAAUGGAUAAGCAGUAUCAACUGCAAGCAAAUUACAGUAUUUAUUGGUGACCUCGUGCACUCUAAUAUUUAUUGUUCUUCUCUAUGUACCUCUUCAAGUUCUACAGGUAAAAGUCCAAGUGUAAAGUGUCCUUGCAAAGUAGAUGCUAUCUUGGCCAGCUGUUUUGUGAGUCUGGCAUUUGAAGGUCUUGAAGUGGUUUAUUCUGCAUUUGGAGCUGUUGUUGCAAGGUCUUUCAGGAAAAUAGUAAUUAGCUAACAGAAAUAAAUUGGAAGAAGACACCAAUUACAAACACUCAUGACACAACUUAAAUGCUGUUACAAGUAUCCUGCAGUCUUCCCACUUUUGAGCACUGUAAUGUAGAUACCUUAGCAAACACGAGGUUAGUGAGAUUUCCUUGUGAAGGGCUUCUUUCCAGAGCUGUGUUGAAUUUCCCAACAAUCUGUUAUUGAUGGAAGUUUUUACUGCUUUUGGCCAGGCUUUCGAAUCUGUCAUCUAGUAUAUGAUCAUGAGACACUUCACCAUGGUUGGGAAAGGAGCAGAGAUUUACUAAAUGAGCUUCUGUAUCAUAGGACUUGAUGCAGAAUAACAGAAUUCUAGAGUAGCAUGUAGUUCAUAUUUCUAAUUUUGCUCUUUCCCUUUGUUCUCUCGUAUUUAGGAAUUUUAUGCAGAUGUAAGUAUGUAUUCUGUUUUAAAGAGCUGCUAAAUUUCAAACCCGGUGAAGCAAAAUGUUCUGUUACUAUAAAUGAGGAUUUAGAAUUAGUUGGAAAGUACAAGAGUAAUUUAAGUAUAGGAUAAACCAUACAAAAUCAAAUUCCUUGAGUACAGACUUAUCACACAGCAUACUGAUGCAAUUGUUAUGCUAUAUGAGAAUACCUGGGUCACACUAGCAUAUAGCUGAACCAGUGAAAGUAUUAUUCAACUCACUUUCUGUAUGACCACAAAGUAAACUGGGCUUGUGAAACUCCUCCAGGUGCUUUACUCCAUGCAAAACCAGACUUAAAUGUAUUGGGUGCUGCUAACUAGAAAUGCUCCCAGUUUUUAAACACAUGACUAAUUUUUAACAGAGACUUCUAUCUUGACUUCUGGCAUGCUAGAUAUUGCCCAUUAUUGUCCCUACUUGCACAAAUGUAAUUGCCUGUUGGCUAGUUGGAGAUACUUGGGUGUAACAAGUUUUCAUAUUUCCGGUGGGUUUGGAACAACAGACUGCUUCUGUUGCCAUGACGAUUUCUGUGUGUUUGUAUGUUCAUUUUAUUGGAAAUUGGUCACAAUUUGGUCAUAAACACCAAAUUAUGGUGCAUUUCAUCUGACUUAAGUUUUGACAAUGGUGUUCCAUUUUCAGCUGAUACACCAUCAUAACAAGAAAACCAUUAUAAUAAUCUUGGCCAUUAUUCAAGGAUCUAUUUUUAAUGCAUAAAUCAAAAAUUAGCCAGCUACACUACUCUGAAAAUAUAUUUUCCAAAUAAUUAAAACAAUGCAUUGGAGAACUUGCAAUCCACUCAAAUAUAAAAUUGCAGUUAAGAGGAAGGAUUUUGGAUCAGCUUUUCAAUGCAAAAAGUUCCUGCUUUUUAUUAAUCAAGACUCAUUGCUGAAAUGGAGUGUAUAUGAAUGUUGGUGAGAUCAGGUCCACUUUGAACUCUGUAGUAAAAUGUUCACUGUCAGUUGCAUGAAUGACCACUUGGUAGGUGUUGAAGGGAAAAUAGUAGGUGGAUUUUAGAAGAAUGAAAUAAAUGCAUUUCUGGAUAGAAAUGAAAACACAUAUUCCCAUGAUCCUAGUUUUCAUUUUUGUUCACUGAAGGUAAUUCUUAUCAAGUUAAGUUGGCUCUUCUCAAUGACCUGACUAACUUUGCUUGGUAGCAACAGAAUAAAACAUUAUUUUGAAUCUUUUUUUAAAAAUAAAUGUUACCUAAACAUACUGUACUUAACACGUUCCAGUUAAAAGGGGAAUGCACACAUCUGAUUUCUUUUAAACUGCUCUCUCUCAGCAUUCUGGCCAGUCAUGGGAUAUUUUGAGUGGAACAUAUUGAAUACACUAUUGUUUGAGGUCAACUUACUGUUUCACUGUUGAGAUGUGAGGAAUCCAAUGAUCGGUGAUUCUUGAUGGCUUUUUUUCCAUAAAUAUUCAAAGUGCUGAGUUGUUCCACUGACCCAGAGUGUGAAAAAAAUUUUAGAAACGUUGAGAUUGAGAAGCUUUAUUGAUGUGAAUUCAACCAUAUUUUUCCACCUAAAUUACUGAUCCUAAUUUCCUCUUUUUUUCUUAUCUGAAUAUUCAAAUGAAAAGCAACAAAUCACUUCUGCCCUUGUAUGUGGUUUAUGAAAAUACAAAUAGCAGUUGUCAGCUUUAUCAGCAGAGUGAAUCUGUAAUGUUGGAAGCCCUAAUUAUUUUCUAUUUUAUACAUUCUCCCUCUUGUGGAAGUUGACCUUUUCACGAGUUUAUCUCAUAAACCUCAAAAUAUAGAUACUGUUGAGUCAAGUAAUCAGGAUUGGAAUUGAGGGAUUGUAAAGCUAACUUCAGAAAUUUCAGCUGCAGUAUUGUGUGUCUCAGUAACCUAAUAGCAGUAUUGAUUACACUAGCAUAAAGUAGUGGAAUUCAAUAACUGGGUACUCCCCAGCUUUGUUCUAGUAAAAACGAAAUGGUUUUGUACUUGAAUAAAUUUCCAGAGUAUUGAAUUGUUUACAUUGUGCCAAAUGGCUAACCUCGUAAUUUAUGAAAUGGUGUACAUAUGAAGUCUACGUUUUUUUUAUUGUCUUGAAGGUUAAGUGAUAAGGAUAAUAUUGCUGACUUACGUACCUAACCAUCAAAAUCUUGAAGUGUAAUACAACUAUUUGUCACUUUAAAAGGAUGAAUUACAGAAAUCUCUUAUCUGACUAAUUUUGUUAAAUUAGAGGUUUACCUGCUGCCAGCUUCAUCCACUUGAAUAGAGCUUAUACAAGCUCUAUAAAUGAGCAACGUUAAUACGAUGCUGUGAAGUGCUGAUUGCCAACUUACUUUGAUGUCACUUUUCAUUUCAUCAGCAUAAUACUUUUUUUAAAAAAAAGACUAAUGUUACUAUAUUUGGAAGUAAAGGUUAAAAUGCAGUUGUUGUACUGAUUAUCUAUGGUUAAAGUGCCUAAUUUUGCACCUUAUAUUUGAGAAAAUGAUUUCAAGAGCUUACGCAAACCUUAUUGUAAAGCAGGAUUGUUUUGGUCAAGAAUGAUGCAAUUCACCUUUAAACAUGACUAUUCAUAUUUUAUUUCAAUAACUAUAACUUGUAAUUUGCACCAGGUGUAACAGGAUGUCUCUUAACUCAGUAAGCCCUUGCAUUGUUUGUGGAGAUAUUAAGCAGAAUCAAAACACCUGUGAAUCUUUGAAUUCCAGUAUUUACUGUCUUUGUGAAAGCUCAACUCUUCCUCUGUCUAAUUCCCCUUCUAUCAUCACUAGAUGAUGUAUUGAUUGUUAGGGUGAGGCCUGUCCCUUGGCAAGACUGACUCUUUUGCUUUUUACUCUGUUUUAUAUGUGCAGCAAAGCUUUAUCCUAUGAACAUCGUAGUUCAUGAUGCUGAAUCAGAUUCUACUACCAUACAUUAAUGCUCUAAUACUCUACACUGUCUUUAUUUCUUGAGGUAUAUGAUUAGAAGAUUCAUGAAUGCCAGGGAAUUUCUAGAAUAAUCACCUACAGCACCAGGCCUGAACCACGUCGCUGUUUUAACUGAACACUUUUGGUAUGCACGUACUAAAAUCUAUCAACGUGUUUUGUAAUAAAGUGUUGAAUAGGUAGAAUUAUGCUCUGUAUACAAAAGCACAAUCUUUUUAGUAUAUCUUAACUGUUAACUUCUGACGGAAUUUUCUUCUCUCCUGCACCACAUUUCACUCUUGCUCUGGUUAAUUCCUUUUGUAGUGCAUAUACCUUAAUGCUUUGUUUCAUACGAGUGUAGUUACUGCCUUGAACUGUUGGAUUUAAACUAGCACUUUUAGAAUAUUUCUAGAGUGCUCACAAACCACUUGUAAAGCUCAAAUAUCAGUAUUUCCAGAGAAAUGCUUCCAUGUCAUUUGACACUAAAUCGUAGACUUUAAAUUGUAUAAUAGGGACCAACUUUCAAUUUUUCCAUAAAUUAAUUUUGGACAAGUACCUAUACAAAUUGGGUUUUUAAAAAAUAAAUCUAUUGUUCACUAAGUAAUAAGCCACACUGGGGGGAGGGGGGAGAAAAACAUACCAACUUGAACCAGAAAACUAAGGAAAUUCUAAAUUUCCCUCAAUAACUGAAAUCAUUAUUCAAAAAGCUUCUACUCCUGAUCAGAGCUUGGGAGCAUUAAGGGUUAACAUUCUGCUUUUUUUCUUCUGGCAAGUACAGACCUCACUUACCAUCAUUCUUAACACUUCCACUGAUCUUUCCUUUUAUCAUUUUAACAGUUAUGGAAAGGAUGUUCAGCUGUUGAAAUUGUAUUCGAAUGAUCACCUUGUCACAGUCAAGCCAGCUUUUCUCUAAUUAUUGUAAAGUGAAUUUAAUUAGUAAUUCAACUGCAGUAACAGGAAAAUGACAAAAAUAAUCCAUUCCAGAUUACAUUUGUGCAAUUGUUAAAUCACUUGUAGAUGUUCAGAGUCACAACUACAGGAACACUUAUUUUAAGUAUUUAAGUAAAGGUACUCUGCAGUUAUUUUAGUACUGUACAGUUAAUGCAUGAGCAUUGUACCAUAAACUGCAAGUUUAAGUGGUUUACAAUGUGUGUUCGAAGCAUUAGUGUUGAAAUUCUGGUGUAUGGUAUUUUCAGUUCCAGAUUUGCUUAGCACCACUCUUGUACAUGUUGAUAACUGGUUCUGUGAACCAGUUAUGUUAAGUAUUUUUGAAAUAAAUUUGUCAUCUAAAGUGCCUCUGGUAUGUUGCUGAUAAAACAAAUUC
Molecule: messenger RNA, 10029 nt
Organism: Pristis pectinata (smalltooth sawfish)
Lineage: Eukaryota; Metazoa; Chordata; Chondrichthyes; Rhinopristiformes; Pristidae
Gene: bltp3a
Product: bridge-like lipid transfer protein family member 3A
Exons: 22
Coding region: 182-4687 (1501 amino acids)
Source: RefSeq, a predicted model, not a curated record